UUAUGAAUCCACAUAUAUAACGUUUGACCUAAUAAUCUCGAAGCUAGGGUUCUUCUCUGUAAUUCGCUCGCCGGCACAAAAGAGGAGGAAGAAGACACCCAGCAUCAGGAGUGAAAAUGAAGGGACGCCAAGGAGAGAGAGUUAGAUUGUAUGUUCGAGGAACUGUCCUCGGCUACAAAAGGUCGAAGUCAAACCAAUACCCCAACACUUCUCUCAUCCAGAUCGAAGGUGUGAACACUACAGAGGAGGUUAAUUGGUACAAGGGAAAGCGUAUGGCUUACAUCUACAAGGCGAAGACAAAGAAGAACGGUUCCCACUACCGUUGCAUCUGGGGGAAAGUCGCUAGGCCUCAUGGUAACAGCGGUGUUGUCCGUGCCAAGUUCACUUCAAACCUACCGCCAAAGUCAAUGGGAGCUAGAGUGAGAGUGUUCAUGUACCCCAGCAACAUAUGAGAAGGAGAGUAGAUUCAGGACCUGGGUCUCAUUUCACAAGUAUCAGAAGGAAGCUCCCUUUAUCAUUUCCUAAAAGCUAUAGUUUAUCCUUUUAUUCACAUUUUGUCUUAAACUCUCUGUUGGUUUUGUUCAUCUCUAGACGAAUUAAAACAUUAUUUUUGAUGGAAUCCGAGCAGAAAAGAAAUUAUCUAAAUGAGUUCUUUAAUUGUUUA
Molecule: messenger RNA, 664 nt
Organism: Brassica rapa (field mustard)
Lineage: Eukaryota; Viridiplantae; Streptophyta; Magnoliopsida; Brassicales; Brassicaceae
Product: 60S ribosomal protein L35a-2
Biological process (GO): translation
Cellular component (GO): ribosome
Molecular function (GO): structural constituent of ribosome
Source: RefSeq, a predicted model, not a curated record